Dipodomys ordii (Ord's kangaroo rat) is the source of this 915-nucleotide messenger RNA. RefSeq names its product olfactory receptor 2K2. NCBI's taxonomy places the organism in Eukaryota, Metazoa, Chordata, Mammalia, Rodentia, Heteromyidae. Gene Ontology annotation, molecular function: olfactory receptor activity. The record is from RefSeq and is a predicted model, not a curated record. Gene Ontology annotation, cellular component: membrane. Gene Ontology annotation, biological process: G protein-coupled receptor signaling pathway.
AUGCUAGGGGAAAAUUCACUACUUGGAGCUUUUUUUUUCUUUUUCCUGGAAGGAUUAUCCCAGUAGCCGAGGCUACAUAUUUUUCUCUUGUUCAGCCUUAUAAUGUAUCUGACUUCCCUCCUGGUCUUGGGCACUCUCGUUUUAAUCACUGUCUUAGAUUCAUACCUCCAAACCCUCAUGUGUUUGUCUCUUAGAAAUCUCUCUUCCAUAGAUAUUUGUUACAUAUCUGCUUUUCUUCCUACUUUAUUGGUCAUCUUGCUGUCAUCACAGAAUACCAUCCUCUUUUCUGGGUGUGCUGUGCAGAUGUACAGGUCCCUUGCCAUGGGCUGUGUGCUUCUGGCUGUGAUGGUGGAUGUGCUUGUUGCCAUUUGCAAACCACUGAGAUACUCCAUUAUCAUAAACAGGCAAGUCUGUGUGCAGAUGGCAGCUGUCUCUUGGGUGAUGGGCUGUCUGAUUGCCCUGCUGGAAACCAGCUUUGCCCUGCAGACACCCCUCUGUGGGAAUCUCAUUGAUCACUUCACCUGUGAAAUCCUGGCAGUGCUCAAGUUAGCUUGUACAAGUUCACUGCUCACAGACAUGGUCAUGUUAGUGGUGAGCAUUAUCCUCCUGUCCAUUCUGGUACUCUUAAUUUGUCUCUCUUGUAUCAUCAUCCUUUCUACUAUUCUGAGGAUCAACACAGCAGAGGGAAGAAGCAAAGCCUUUCUGCUUGUGGUGCACACUUGACUGGUGAUCUUAUAUUAUGGGGCUGCUCUCUCCAUGUACCUGAAGCCUUCUUCAUCAAAGUCACAAGAAAUAGACAAAAUCAUCACAUUACUUUAUGGGGUGCUCACUGCUACAUUGAACCCCAUAAUUUAUAGUUUAAGAAACAAAGAGGUCAGAGAUGCUGUGAAAAAACUCCUGAUAAGGCAUCAUUGA